AUGAAGUCGUUGAGACAACGUGAUUCAAAAGGGCGUUUCACUCCGAGUGCCAAGAAAGCCGUCACUGCUCUUCGUCCAUCCAGCCGUCGUGUCUCUCGUGCAUCUUCGCAACGCUCGUUGUCACUUCGCACUGCCAGAUCCGUGAGCGCCAGUUCCCAACGCUCUGAAUCUCGUCGUUCUGUGAUGAGAAGUGGAACAGGCCGUUCUUCAGCCACCAAUCGUUCGUCGUCACGUGGAUCUGUCUAUGGUCGUACUGGACGUUCCCACUCUUCUCGUCGCUCUUCUCGUUCUUCUCGUUCGCGCUCUCGUUCGCGCUCUCGUUCUAGAUCUCGCUCUUCUUCAAGUUCUCGUUCCAAUUCGGGAUCUCGUCGCUCGAGAAAAUCUGUGAAGAAUCAGAAGAGUCAGAAGAAAGUGGUCGCCAAGAAACGUGGCCGCCCGGUGGAGCAUAGCAGCAGAAGCCGUAGCAGAAGCGCCGGACCAUCGUCGAUGAAGAUUCAGAAGAAGAAGAGUGCAACUCCUCGCAGAAGAGCAUAG
Caenorhabditis briggsae is the source of this 534-nucleotide messenger RNA. NCBI's taxonomy places the organism in Eukaryota, Metazoa, Nematoda, Chromadorea, Rhabditida, Rhabditidae. The record is from RefSeq and is a predicted model, not a curated record. Bases 1 to 534 code for a protein of 177 amino acids. The transcript has 2 exons.